UGGCUACGUGAGACGAGCUGUUUUCACGCGAUUUCACUGUGCAUUACAAAAUGUAUUUCGGUUAUAAAACGGAGUUUACCUGAUGUUUACAACUAAAAUUUAUUAAAUACAAAACUCAUUCAGGAGAUAUGUGGCAUUUUGGACAAACACAGAAAUUUCGAAUUUAAAAGGAAACUAAAGCCACACAAAGAUGACUCUUGUAGAUGCUGAGCGGUAUCCACCUUUGUCGGCGCUACAGAGAUACAUACUGUUAGCAAUAAUAAUGUUUAUGCUGUCAAUCGGACUGCUGGCCGUUGGAGUAACUGCCGUUGUCAAGUAUCCGGUCAGCAGCUACGGAUACCCAUAUUACACCGGGUGUUUUAUCGUCGGCUGCUUGGCACUGGGCUAUGGCUUGGUUUGUUCGUACAUCGCUUUCAAAGGCGCCAUUGAUACAAAUAAUGAAACCAACAAGAAAGAAGUAGGCUAUGCGAUCGCUUGCCAAUUCAUUUUGUCCUCGUUUCUAUCUAUUGGAUGUUUGGCAGGCACAGUUUUCGCCGGCUUUUGGCUAAGCGGAAACUAUUCUGCUGACAACACAACUGAAUAUCAAGACAAAGUAAGAACACUGUCUGGUGCAACUAUCGCUGGCUGCAUACUGACUUUAGGAGUAAACGUGUUUGGUAUGUGUACUGCAUGCAAUUACGGGAGCCAUUUUGGUAUGAACAAUCAACAUCAACGCAGCAGUUCAGCAGAUGAAACAUUUGAGACAGCAGCGACAGUCAAUACCUCAGACAAUUUAACUCAAACUGGGAGUAUAGAAAUGGGUGUAAUGAGUACGGGUAGUAUACACACCCUGCAGGAACAAAACAGAUUGCUGCAAGAGCAAGUUCGAUUCCAACAAGAGCUUCUUAACCAACAGCAGGGGGCAUAUGUAUCCACCAUUGGGUUUAAUGCCCCUGCCUCGCCUAACUAUUCCGUGAGUGGUGUCUUUGUUACACCGGAACAUCAGCUCCCCUCGGCCCCUGCGUUCCCCUCGGCUCCUCCGCCCCUAUCGGACCCUCCGCCGAGCUAUGACUCAUUGAAAUAAAGUGCUUUUGUUUUUUGAUAUUUUGUUUUGAACAACUGCAUGAUUUUAAGCAUAAAGAUUUAAAAAUACAAAUGACAGAAUAUAUUUCUGUAUUGCACACUGGGUUUAAAUAUUCCUUAUAACAAACAGUUGGUUAGUUAAAAAGAAUAUACACCAAAUGGUCCAAAAUCGGCAAAUACAGUAUGACCUCAAAACAAGCAUAGUAUUGUCAAUUCGAGCAAGUAUGAGGCCGAUAAUACGUCACUUAACAUAAUUAGAAGAAUAUUUUGUCGCUGUCUCUGCUGAGAUUAUCCGUUUCUAAAUAGCGCAUAAUGGUUUUCAAGGUUAAAGUAUUAGCAUAUAAAAGUCACGUGAUUAUAACAGAUACAUAUACCGACGCUAUUUUUAAAUUACUAGUAUUAACGUGGUAGACAAACCAAUUAAAAUUUAAUUUGGAAAGAUAUUUAAAACCUACGAAAGAUGCAUGUGUCGUAAGCGAUGUGAUGCAUCAGUAGAUUUGUUGGACACAACGAUUUCAAUUUUAUGUAAGUUUUUGACCAUUUUCUUUUUUAUUUCAAUUGCUUUAUCUCGUGUCUAGACCUUUAAAGCCAAGUGAUAUGAGUAUCUGCGUUUCAACAAAGUUGCCGUGGGUUCGACUCCUAACUGGAAUGGGGUUAAUCGAAUUGAUAUAUAUCUAAACAAUAUUUGCAUAUGUCUUCUGAUGUUAGUUUAAUGUUUCUAUCAUAGGGAAUAUUUACAAAUUAAUUCCUGAAUAACGAACUGUUGUUUUUUUCUCCCACCUCAGAUAAGUUAUCCAAUAAUUUAGCUAUGCUAGAAAUUCUUAUCUUGCCCACGGUUGAAGAUAAAAUGCCCGUAUGGAACUUCUUUUUAAUGGUCUUCACAUUGUAAUUACCUCCCUUUUUAAAGACUGUCGUCUGUAGCAUUAUGGAAACAUUUUCUUGUGGUAAUAUUUAAAUCGCUAAUUAAAUAUUUCUCGCUUCAAAUGUCACCAUAAAACAGUUGUCACGCACCUUUCAAGAAAUAAUGCUUCACUCUCCUAAGAACUAUUUAAAGACUGAUUUGACUAAUAACAUCAUCUGAAUCGCUGCGCGCAUAUCCAUGACAACCACGAAUUAUCGCAUAUCCAUGCGCAAUUAUUUUUACUAAGCACAAAAGAGUUUCAGUAAAUAAUACAUUUUUACUUAAUUUUGUUUAACUGGGGUGGGAGAAAAAGCAUCUACCAUAGCCGCUCGUGUAAGAUAGGUUCAUCCCGACCCUCGCGCAGGGUGUUUUGCGCAAACUCGGUAAACCUCGUUUCCGCAAAACACCGUACGCUCAGGUCGGGAUAAACCUAUCUUACACUCUCGGCCAUGCAAGUCGUCCGAAUGUUCAUGCAUAUAUUGGUUUUUCCCCUUGUUCAUCUAGUUCUAAAAAACUUUUUAUCAUUAGUUUUCAUUGACUAUGCUUUUCAUUAUUAAAUGUCUUGAUUUAUAAGACAUAAUUCAA
This is a messenger RNA of Mya arenaria, 2548 nucleotides long. RefSeq lists its product as uncharacterized. The record is from RefSeq and is a predicted model, not a curated record. The transcript is spliced from 4 exons. The coding region runs from base 191 to 1063 and encodes 290 amino acids. NCBI's taxonomy places the organism in Eukaryota, Metazoa, Mollusca, Bivalvia, Myida, Myidae.